UACCCGGGCGGUGAUUACCAUGACGUGGUCAGUCUGGCACUGAGACGCGGCUGUUCACCGGAGGCGGACGGCAAGUCAGCUCCACGGCGAUUCCGUUAACGUCUCUUUUCUCCGCCGCAGCUUUUAUUGAACUCGGCUGACAGGAUGAGGUGGUGACCCUGGACCCGCCAGGCCGUGAGAUGAGUGCAGCUCGGCACAGAGAAACGACGGAGCAGAGAGACUGAGAGAGAAGAAUGGGAAGGAGCGCCUGGGGCUGCUGUCACGGCGUGGUCUCUACUGCAGUGCUUUACGGCUCCUUGGCUCUCUUCACCUCCAUCCUCCACAAUGUGUUCCUGCUUUACUACGUGGAGACAUUCGUUUCCGUAUACAAGAUUGAUAAAGUCUCCUUCUGGAUUGGGGAGACGGUGUUCCUCAUCUGGAACAGCCUGAACGACCCUCUCUUCGGCUGGCUGAGUGACCGCGCCUUCCUCAGCUCUCCUCAGACUGGAUCUCAGAUCACGGCUCCUGAAGUGGUGCUGAAGCGCCUGAAGGCUCUCUCCACAAAUGGCCCCCUCUUCUCCCUCUCCUUCCUGGCCUUCUGGGUGGCGUGGGCCAGGCCGGGCCUGCAGUUCCUGCUGUGCCUGUGUCUGUACGACGGCUUCCUCACCAUGGUGGACCUGCACCACAGCGCCCUGCUGGCCGACCUGGCCGUGUCGGCCGCCGAUCGCACGCGCCUCAACUUCCACUGCUCGGUGUUCAGCGCCCUGGGCUCGCUCUCGGUGUUCCUGUCCUACUCUUUCUGGGAUAAGGAGGACUUCUACUCCUUCCGUGUCUUCUGUGUGACCCUGGCAGCUUUUUCCAUCGUCGGCUUUUUUGUAGUUUCUCGGCUGCUGCAGCGGCGUUUCACAAAGGAAGUCCGUCCAAAACACGAUGAGGCGUCGGCACUUAAAGAGCUGAGUGUCGGCCACGCUCCACUUACCAACCCAGAAAAACCUGUAACUAUUGGACAGUAUCUCAAGCAGCUCGCCAGACACAAAAAUUUCAUGUGGUUCGUGUCAAUGAACCUGAUCCAGGUGUUCCACUGCCAUUUCAACAGCAACUUCUUUCCUCUGUUCCUGGAGCAUCUGUUGUCUGAUCACAUCUCCGCCUCCACAGGUUCAGUCUUACUUGGGAUCUCUUACAUUGCCCCUCACCUGAACAACUUGUAUUUCCUGACUCUGUGCCAGCGAUACGGGGUUUACCAGGUUAUCCGCUGGCUCUUUAUGGUCAAGCUGGGACUUAGUGUGGCUAUGCUGCUAGCAGGGGCUGACCACAUUUAUCUGCUCUGCAUCUUCAUUGCUAGUAACCGUGUGUUCACCGAGGGAACCUGCAAGCUGCUCAAACUGGUGGUUUCCGACCUGGUGGACGAGGACUUCGUGGUGAACCGCCGUCAGCAGGCCGCCUCGGCGCUCCUCUUCGGGAUGGUCGCCCUGCUGACCAAACCCGGCCAGACGUUCGCCCCGCUCAUCGGCACAUGGCUGCUUUGUGUUUACACAGGCUACGAUAUCUUCGACAGGCAGCCCGUGAGGGACAACUCUCUGGUGUCCGACGCCGCCUUGAGCUCAGGGACUCCGCCUCUUCGCCUGGGCUGUUUCUACAUGUUGGUGUUCGUGCCUAUCACCUGUGCCCUGCUCCAGCUGGCCGCCUGGUCCCGCUUCACACUCCACGGCCGCAAACUGCAAGGGAUCAAGACCCUCAGGCAGGGGGCCCAGCCCGGCCACCUCAUCGAUGUCAAGGCCAUCUGA
Molecule: messenger RNA, 1763 nt
Organism: Salarias fasciatus (jewelled blenny)
Lineage: Eukaryota; Metazoa; Chordata; Actinopteri; Blenniiformes; Blenniidae
Gene: slc68a1a
Product: major facilitator superfamily domain containing 13A
Exons: 9
Coding region: 234-1763 (509 amino acids)
Source: RefSeq, a predicted model, not a curated record